AUGAGCUUGAUCGAAUCUGUGCACGGCAAAGGCCCCGAAGAAGGCGAUGACUACUGUGAAGGAGACCAGGGAGGAAAGUCAGGAAAUUCCGACGAACUUGACCAAGAUCUGAUUCACAUCGACGACCCUGAUCUUGGGCUAGCACCAUUGGGUGCACAGCUCAGAAGUCCCUCCCCGCGUCCGGACCAAGAUGGGGCAAAUGAAAGCACUGCGUGCGAGCCUGCUCUCCGCAAAGCUGCGCACGAUCGCUCUAACGUCAUCAACUCGGCCGAAUGGAUUUACAACAGCUGGAACAGGGACAGUGAGCCUCCUAGAUGGCAAGAUGUGCUCGCAAUCUUCGAUAAACCAAGACCAGGCGUCUCACGCUAUACAUUCCCACUAGGAAAAGCGAUGCUGGACCUACUGGAGACCAGAAUGAACGUGUACAAAGCCAUCCAGACAAUUUUGCACAGGUACGGAAUCACAGAUGCGAUUGUUCAACCCUACCAAGAGGAAACCGAUAUCCGUGGUGUUGAUGUCACGCUCCCAGAGGAUGCGGAUAUCGACCCAUCCCUCCUCAAGCUGGAGUACAACGAUGUCCCUAUUACGUACUUGAAAACUGGCAUCAGUCUGGGCAAGGGUCUCAUUCCAUGUCACAUCAGGUCGGUCAAUCAUGGAAGUCUAAACGACCAAAAGGCCCUACUGGACGCCAUGAACGGGCAACUUCAACGCAGGGGCUAUGUCGUACGCUGCGUUUGGUCCACCAAUUAUAAUCUCGGGGAAAAGAUAGGAAUACGACCAAUGUUCAGUGGUACCCUACUGAUGAUCGCCGAGCUUGUUGCGGAGGAUCGCAAGAUACAUGGCUUCAUGCGUCUUCCACAAUCUGGGCAAUGCAUUGUGUCCUAUCUGGGACGAGGGUACUGGUGUCCAAGCUGUUCGUGGAGGACCGACAUUCAACAUGAACAAACUGAGGCAUGUAAAGCUGCCGAACAAAUUCGCCGCAAGAACAGCCGGAACAGAGGGGACCUGUUUUCGCCUGAACUUAGUCUAGAACCCCUCCCUCCCCGUACUGGUACCAAGGUUCCCGUUAACAAAGCACUGGCAGCAAGCAUUAGGAGAUCGGCAACACCAGCACGAAAGCGAAAGAACACGCCACCUCCGCCGCCAGAGGAUCUUACGGACCUGAUGCCGCCACCACAGCUUCCGCCGAGCACAGCAAAGCUCUUCAGAGGGGCCCCACGCCGCUACUUCGACUUUGAUGAGCCACUGUUCCGAGGUCAGUCAGAGCAAAAAAGAACUCUUUCUCCGUCAGAACGAGAAGACAAUGGAGCUGGCCCCAGCAGCAAGCGCCGCAAUGUCUAG
Molecule: messenger RNA, 1341 nt
Organism: Ceraceosorus guamensis
Lineage: Eukaryota; Fungi; Basidiomycota; Exobasidiomycetes; Ceraceosorales; Ceraceosoraceae
Exons: 1
Coding region: 1-1341 (446 amino acids)
Source: RefSeq, a predicted model, not a curated record